UAUUCUUUAUAUCAGACAAAACAGACUUUAAACUAAAAGUGGUACAAAGAGACAAAGAGGGUCAUUAUAGAAUAAUAAAGAGGUCAAUCCAUCAAUCAGAUAUAAAAAUUGUAAAUAUUUAAGUACCCAACAUCAAGCAUAUGCAUGUACCAGUAUAAAGCAAAAAUUCAUAGAACCAACAGCAAUAAUACACAGUAAUGCAACAGUCAUUUGGAUCUUUAAUGUCCCAUUCUUAACAAUAGAUCAAUCAUCCAGACAGAGAAUCAAUGUGAAAACAGAAGAUGUGAAUAAUAUCUGUACCAAAUGAACCUAACAGAUAUAUUUAGAAGAUUCUAUCUGACAACAGCAGAACACACAUUCUUCUCAAGUAUACCUGGGAUAUUUUCUAGUAAAAAUCAUAUUUUAAGCCACAGGGGGGAAAAAGUCUUAGCAAAUGUAAGAGGAUUGCAAUCAUAUCAAGUAUCUUCUUUGACCACAAUGCUAUGACACUAGCAAUCAACAACAGAAGGAAAAUUGGGAAACUGAUGAGUAUGUAAAAUUAAGCAAUACUCCCCUAAACAGAUCACAGGAGAAAUUAGUUAACAAACAUCAAAAUGAUGAAAAGUCAUCAAAAUAGAAGACACAAAACUAUAUACAUUUUCCCCAAAAAGCUGAUAUUGCAUAAGAAAGUUUAUAAACAAUAACAACAAAAAAGAAUAUAUAUGAAUGUGUCAUUAAGCCAUUGGUCAGUAGGAAAAGUAGCAUUGAUGACUUGGUUUUAGGUCAAUCAAUUCUUGGCCAAAGGCAUUUCUUAAAUUUUAAUAGCUUGUUCUGAUAUGUUGGGGAAAAUUGGGAGGCUAAGGAGUCUCUUUAAGUUGGAGACAUACAGUCUCUCUUUUUUUUUUAAAUCGAUUUUUCAAAUACAGCUGACUAGACAUACAGAUGGCUAUUGAGGAAAUAUUGUGCUCUGUAUUUCUAAUAUUUUAACUCGCCCAAUCUCACCAUCCUUGUCAUGUAGGACAGUUACACAAAGGAUUGAUAAAAGACAAGAAAAUGUUAGCUUUCUAUGUGAACUAAGUAUCUACCUUUCAGAUGCUAUUAAGAAUAUUGCACAUAUGUGACACUAUCCUCUCUUUUAUGAAAUAAUUUAAACUUGUGCUUUGCUUAAAAAAAAAGAUCCUUCGGCAAUCUCUUCUCCCUCUUGUGGGAAAGAGUGCGUUGUGGAAGAGCCCCCUUGCAAGCCAGAGGACUUUUGGUAAAAGCACUUUACACUGACAAGCCUACCUCCUGGUCUUCAAAGGACUGGUCAAAGGUACUGGCCUCUGAAGAACUGGAGUGUCCAUAGAAAAAAUGAAGGGUUGGUUAUCUGGUUUCCUGUAAUUAGGUUAAUUUGUCACCAAGUUUAAAGAUUCCACAUUUUGGAGAUAUUCCAACAGAAGCUGUUCUAUUUUCUUACUUGUUAAGCUUCACUGACCAAGAGGAAUGUCAGUUCUCCAGAAAUUAAUAAAAGGCCCCGUGUUCCACUCCCCCUGAUCACUCUCCUCUCUAUUGGGCAUUCAACCAUGAGACUCCCUCCCCUGCUUCCUAUGCUCCUCUUCUUUGCGACUGUAAUACCAAAAGCAAGGGCUGGCCUUAUCCCAGGUAAACAACAGUGUGUCCUUCUGAAAGGCAUUUGCAAGCCCGGGGGCUGCACCUCCACGGACGACACCAUUGGGGUGUGUAACGACGAGCAGAAAUGUUGUCGGAGGUGGUGGAUACUGUUUCCCUAUGCAACGCCAGCUCCCAAGUCCAAGUCUCCUUAG
Messenger RNA from Myotis daubentonii (Daubenton's bat), 1781 nucleotides. RefSeq names its product beta-defensin 130B-like. The record is from RefSeq and is a predicted model, not a curated record. Gene Ontology annotation, biological process: defense response to bacterium; cell chemotaxis. Gene Ontology annotation, cellular component: extracellular region. Lineage: Eukaryota; Metazoa; Chordata; Mammalia; Chiroptera; Vespertilionidae. Gene Ontology annotation, molecular function: CCR6 chemokine receptor binding; chemoattractant activity.